This is a messenger RNA of Phytophthora sojae, 1470 nucleotides long. RefSeq lists its product as hypothetical. NCBI's taxonomy places the organism in Eukaryota, Oomycota, Peronosporomycetes, Peronosporales, Peronosporaceae. The transcript has a single exon. Gene Ontology annotation, molecular function: snoRNA binding. The record is from RefSeq and is a predicted model, not a curated record. Gene Ontology annotation, cellular component: box C/D methylation guide snoRNP complex; small-subunit processome. The coding region runs from base 1 to 1470 and encodes 489 amino acids.
AUGUUGGUUCUGUUCGAGACGGCCGCGGGCCACGCGCUGUUCAAGGUGCAGGAUGAGGCCAAGCUGGCCAACGCCGACGACGUGUUCAAGCACUUCGCCACGCCCGAGAAGGCGGCCAAGGUGCUGAAGCUCAAGGGCUUCAAUGCCUUCAAGGACACGACCGAGGCCGUGGCCGCCGCCACCGACAUGGUGGACGGCAAGAUGGGCAAGACGCUCAAGAAGUUCCUCAAGAAGAACGUGGUGGACGCCGGCCUCAAGGACAAGCUGGCCGUGUCGGACAAGGCGCUCGGCUCGCUCAUCAAGGACAAGCUCAGCAUCUCGUGCGUCAACGACAGCGCCGUGAACGAGGUCAUGCGCGGCAUCCGCGCCAACAUGGACACGCUCAUCACGGGCCUGGAGGACGACGACCUCAAGGCCAUGACGCUCGGCCUGUCGCACUCGCUCUCGCGCUACAAACUCAAGUUCAGCGCCGACAAGGUGGACACGAUGAUCGUGCAGGCCAUCGGUCUGCUGGACGAGCUGGACAAGGAGAUCAACACGUACUCGAUGCGCGUGCGCGAGUGGUUCGGCUGGCACUUCCCCGAGAUGGGCAAGAUCGUCACGGACAACCUGCAGUACGCCAAGUGCGUGCUCAAGAUGGGCGUGCGCUCCAAGGUCAAGAGCCUCGACUUCUCGGACAUCCUGUCGGAGGACGUGGAGGCCUCCAUGCGCGAGGUGUGCGAGGUGUCCAUGGGCACGGACAUCUCGGAGGAGGACGUGACCAACAUCUCGGCCCUGUGUGAGCAGGUCAUCUCCCUCACGGAGUACCGCGCGCAGCUCUUCGACUACCUCAAGAACCGCAUGAACGCCAUCGCCCCCAACCUCACGGUCAUGGUGGGCGAGCUCGUGGGCGCUCGUCUCAUCGCCCACGCCGGCAGCCUCAUGAACCUGGCCAAGCACCCGGCCUCGACUGUGCAGAUCCUCGGUGCCGAGAAGGCGCUGUUCCGUGCUCUCAAGACCAAGCACGACACCCCCAAGUACGGUCUCAUCUACCACGCCUCGCUGAUCGGCCAGACCGCCCCCAAGCACAAGGGUAAGAUCUCGCGUGUGCUGGCUGCCAAGACGGCGCUGGCCGUGCGCGUGGACGCCCUGGGCGACGCCACGGAGGCCACCAUCGGCUUCGACAACCGCGCCAAGGUGGAGGCCCGCGUGCGGCAGCUGGAGAACGGCUUCUCGGGCAUCCCCAACAGCAACGGCAAGACCAAGAACGAGGCCAAGAAGUACGUCAAGACGGAGACCAGCAAGUCGUACAAUGCCGACGCCGACAUGACCGUGUCCAGCAGCAAGAAGCGCAAGGCCGAGGACGCCGACGAGGAGGAGGAGCCCAAGGUCAAGAAGGAGAAGAAGGAAAAGAAGGAGAAAAAGGAGAAAAAGGAGAAGAAGGAGAAGAAGGAGAAGAAGCACAAGAAGAAGAAGAGCGCCGAGGAAUAG